This is a messenger RNA of Durusdinium trenchii, 1161 nucleotides long. The record is from the annotation of a GenBank genome assembly. Lineage: Eukaryota; Dinophyceae; Suessiales; Symbiodiniaceae.
AUGAUCAACCCCCCAAAAACCAAGUUCCACGAUCAGCACGAUCCUCGGCGUUCCGCGCGGAAAGCCCCGCGUCGCGAACAGACAUCCACGCAGGUGCCCAGCUUUGGUGUCGGCGCGUGGGCUUGGGGCGAUCGCCUUUUCUGGGGCUACGAGUCUUGGGAUGCAGGGAAGGGGGGGAAGGGGGGCAUGGGCUUCGAUGCUUGCAUCAAGGGCGGCGUGAAGCUCUUCGACACGGCGGAAAUCUAUGGCCCUGGCCGCAGCGAGGAGCUGCUGGGGCAGUUCUUGCGCGAGAGCGGCGCGAAGGAUGUGCAGGUCGCCACGAAGUUCGCGGCCUUCCCGUGGAAGCUGGACCGCUCAGAGGUGUGGGGACGAAGCGCGUCGGAGCCUGUGCUGGUUUUGGUUUUGUUGGAGUGGGUGGUCAAGGCGUGCAAAGGUUCCCUGGAGCGCUUGGGGAUGGAUUCCAUCGACAUCUACCAGAUCCACUUUCCUUCGGUGUGGAAGAAUGAGGUCUUUUGGGAUGGUCUGGGCGAUUGCUACGAGCAGGGCUUGGUGAAGGCUGUGGGCGUCUCGAACUAUGGUAGCUCUGCGGUCCGAGCCAUCAGCAAGACCUUGGGGGAGCGAGGCAUCCCGUUGACCUCCAAUCAGAUUCAGUACAGUCUCUUAUACCGAUAUCCGGAGUUGAACGGAAUGAAGGCCACGUGUGACGAGCUGGGUGUGAAGAUCUUGGCUUACAGCCCUCUUGCACUGGGCGCUUUGACGGGGAAGUGGAGCGACCAAGCGCCCAGUGGACCGCGUGGAGCCAUCGCGGAGAAGCUCAUGAAGGAUGAUCAAUGGCAAGGACUGUUGGAUGCAAUGAAGGAUGUCGCUGGGCAACAUGGACCUGAGACCACUCUCUCCCAGGUGGCCAUCGCGUGGUGCAUCGCCAAGGGCACCACGCCGAUUCCGGGCGUGCGGAACGUGCGGCAAGCCGAGGAGAGACCAGACCGGUGUGGCGCGGCACCGAAGGUUGGAAUGCGGCAGCAUUGGUCUUGUUUCGUGGGAAGUGCUCCAAUGAGCUGGCUGCAGCAAGGGGUGGAAGACUACUUUGUUUGUCUUGGAAGUAUUCUUGAAGUGGCAAACAUUGUGGUAGAGAUUGACUGGAUUGACUUUCAAAGCAUAUGA